Molecule: messenger RNA, 4293 nt
Organism: Clarias gariepinus (North African catfish)
Lineage: Eukaryota; Metazoa; Chordata; Actinopteri; Siluriformes; Clariidae
Gene: nkx2.3
Product: NK2 homeobox 3
Exons: 2
Coding region: 396-1361 (321 amino acids)
Biological process (GO): cell differentiation; regulation of transcription by RNA polymerase II
Cellular component (GO): nucleus
Molecular function (GO): RNA polymerase II cis-regulatory region sequence-specific DNA binding; DNA-binding transcription factor activity, RNA polymerase II-specific
Source: RefSeq, a predicted model, not a curated record
UGCGGUCAAAUAGGAACCUCUUUUACUCAGACAGAGUAUGAAACAUGGAGCUAGUUGAUUUGGUACUGAGGGCAAGUUGCUCGUCACUCCUUCAGUCUUCAGCCCGCCCCGGGAGCAUGACAUCACCAGCACGAAGCAACGCCACAACUUCAAGAAACUGCUGCAAAACACACAGCAGUGUCUCGAAGCUCAAUGCUUUCACGAGGGGACUGACCCUGCUCGUCCCUCUGCGCGCCUUUGUCGCUCUUCUCCGAAAAUGGAAAAUUAGUUCACAAGUGGGGUAUGUUUCCAUGUAAUCUUUGCCUAUCUAAAAUAAAUAUUUUUAGUAAGACUCAGUGCUUUAGGACGCCAGUUCAGCAAGAGCUCCUAUUCUAGAUGUCGCUGAACAGAGCCCGAUGAUGCUUCCCAGCCCAGUAACGUCAACCCCGUUUUCUGUCAAGGACAUACUAAAACUGGAGCAGCAAUCUCACCACCAGCACGGCCAGUCUUUGCAAGCGCCUCUACCGGAUUUACAGCAGCACCAGCAGCGCUUUCACACUCCACCAUCUUGCCUGCUUGGAGGCGCAGAGAGCCCCGGAUUCUCGGACAGUGAGGACAGGAUGGCGUUCCUCAACGCCCUCUCUGUACAAGACAACCUGGUGGAAAGCAGCCUUUCUCCGCCCAUGUUUGGCCAUCCUGCUCUGGGGCACGUCGUAGACGCAAAGUUAGAGGACGACCUCGAAGAGCAGGAAACCAAGAGUUGUGGUGCUGCAGUGAGAUCCCCGGAUUGUGAGCUGCCCUCGGACCCAGACAGAGCGCAGAGGCAGAGAGCCAGGCGGAAGCCGCGGGUGCUUUUCUCCCAGGCACAGGUUUUCGAGCUGGAGCGGCGCUUCAAGCAGCAACGCUAUCUCUCCGCUCCCGAGCGAGAACAUUUGGCAAACACUCUGAAACUCACGUCCACCCAAGUCAAAAUCUGGUUUCAAAAUCGAAGAUACAAAUGCAAGCGCCAGCGUCAAGACAAAAGCUUGGAGAUGGCUGGUCAUCAUCAUCACCAUCCGCCGCCGCCGAGACGCGUUGCGGUGCCGGUUCUAGUCCGGGACGGCAAACCUUGUCUUUCUGGAUCACAGAAUUAUAACGCUACUUACGCCGUGGGGUCCAACCCGUACGGGUAUAAUGGUUAUUCAAGCUAUAAUAAUGCCGCAUAUUCAAACGCCUACAAUUGCUCAUAUCCGAGUCUGCCAGCACUCCCAGCAAACACAGGCGCAAACCCAUUAAUGUCCAUGAGUCUGAAUAAUCUCGGAGCACACUCCCAGCCACAGUCAUCACAAGGGACUUCCGUUUCAUCGUGCCAAGGACCUUUGCAGGGCAUCCGGGCGUGGUAGAAUAGUGCCACCACAACCACAUGUCUUCUGUACAGGCUUGAAUAAGAAGCUUCACGCCAAUAGCAAUUCAUUAUCUAUACUGUAUUCUGACUAUAGCAGCACGCUACAGAUCAGCCGGGACACAUUACAUUUGCGAAUGUAUAAAAUAUGUAAUGACCCCCAAACGUGUUAAUUGCAUGUAAAAUAAUUUGUUUUGUUUUUUUUGUUGUUGUUGCUUAAAAUAUUUUCAUUAAUAUGAAGUAUUAGUUUUUCAAUUGGUUGGCAUCUCAUGGUAUUGCAGCAUUUCUAUGCCUUGCGUUGGACCAAAUGUUAAAUAAAAGUUUGGACGCUGGGAGCUGCACGCAUAUAAAACAGAAAAUUUUAUCAAUCAUUUCUGUUGCUAAAUAACUACAAUUUGUAGCAUAGACUGUAUUAAAUCAUACUUAUCUAGAACGAGUUUACGAUCAGAGUUACACAUUUUUAUGACCAUCUAUUUUAGGACCUCAUAUAAAUGAAAACAAAAUGUGCACAUUUUUAAAAAAAAAUCAUUAUCAUAUUUUAUACUGAGAAUAAUAUUGUAUGCAGCUGAGUUCUGUUGGGCUCUUUUGUUGUUGCCUUAGAGUAUUCAAAGUAAGCGUUAAAAUCAGCUCGAUGUUUAAUACAGCAUCAUCUGAUGCGCAGUGAACAUAUUCGUGAAAGUAUAUUUGUGAAAUCAGAAGACAGAAUGAAUGAAGGAACACCAAGCUCUUCAACUGGGCCAGAGUAUAAAGUUUUCUAUAGCCUGCCUAAGGUUUUCAGUGAUUUAAAAAAGAAAGCAAGACAGAACCAUGUUUCCCUCCGCGCCUUUGCAUGAGAGAUUGUUAUAAAAUAAAACCAGUCAGAAUAUUCGUUCCGAUUUGUGAUUCAGUGAAAUGCACGUUGUUUCCAAGCUUCCCAGAGCUUCUCACUGAUUCAUUUGCGUGUUCACCGAUCGAGCAUGAAGACAGUUGUUGUAUGGGCUAUUUAUGUUGAGAGAGGCCAGGCGCACACGAGGCCUGCUGACGAAAAGCAGAAGCUCGACGGGGAACUUAAACAGACAUAAAGAGUGGACAUUAAUAUCAGCGUUUUGGUAAUUCAGCUAGACUCGAUUGCAGCUUUGCGAUGAAUGUGACCUAAUGUCUAGUCGAUGCUUUAAAAAUGAUACAAAGUGACUUUGUAUUCCCACUGUUCAAAUAGAAGUUAUCUCUAAAAUAAUUAUAGAACAAUAUACUAUUGCAAGUGAAAUAUUUUGGAGAUGUUGCAGGAUUAAAAAUCUAUUUGGACACCAGGUGCUUCUGUCCAACAGUGACUUUAAAAAAAGUGGUUUAAGAAAUGAUAGAUAGAUAGAUAGAUAGAUAGAUAGAUAGAUAGAUAGAUAGAUAGAUAGAUAGAUGCAAUUACAUUUUCGCAAAUGUACGACAGUUAAAGCGAGCUCCAGUAGAAAACUUUGUCGUUAGACACUUAACGUUUAUCCUGCAUAUAGUUUAGCCGUUGCCGAAGCUUUUAAUGGAGAUUAAUAGAAAUGUAAACAAAGCGUCGAAAAGACCUUGUCUGCGCCGAAAGCAAGGAUGACCACUUCUUCUGACUAGUGCACUACCGGUAGGACAUACCUGGUGUCAGGAUAAGUGGCCUAGACCCUUGAGUGUAAAUAGCGCUGGCGACAGAGCGGCGAUGCCUCAGGACGCCAGGGCGCGUUCACACACAACCUCUUCUCAUGAUUUGUAUCUAGGACCAGAUAUAACAGCCCUUCCAUCAGGCUUAGCCUGCGUGGAGUUUCCCUAAACAUACCCUAAUAGUUGGUUCCAGAUAACAUUUGACCAUACUAUUUCUAAAGAAUACUAACACUGGAAGACUUUUAUUACAUAUAAGGUUUGUCAUUAAUAAUGAAUAUACUUUUUACAAUACAUUUGAUUGUUUUGAUUAAAGAAGAAGCAUUAACGGAUGGACUUAAAAUAGUAACCGAGUAGUUUUAUUAAAAAUAAAAAUUACACGUGUAGAAUCUCAGUUAGCUUAUAUACCUGAGAGCCCGCACUUCAAGGCCUUGUUAUUUUAGUGAGUAAACAGGAGUAGCAGAUUGCAAUCCCCAACAUGGUGAUAAGACUUGACUCGAUAUAAGCAUGCACAGAUCAGUGUUUAUUUAGUAGUCGGUUCUGUUGUGACUGCAAACAGAAGACAACAUCUCCCUGAAGUUACAGUGUUUAAACCAAAAUUUGGGACACUUGCUGCUUUCACGUGUGAAUAAUCACACCAGAUAGAAUUAUAGGACUAUACAGUCAAGGGCGCAUGUUGUCACCUCACGGGUCCAGGGUCCGAGUGCGUUUCCUCCCGCCAUUGUGAUGCCCUACAAUGGAGUGGCGUUCCGGCCACUGCAUAUACUGAAAAAGAUAAGCCACCAUGAUCCUGCUCAGGAUAAAGCAGUUACUGCUUUACUGCUUUAUUACUGCAAAUAAACAAUGCCUAUGAACAGGAAAUUUUAAAAACAUGCAAGAGGCUGCACCAAAAGUCUCCACACACAGGAGAAAUAUAUAUAUAUUUUUUAAAUAAAAUGUCUUCCAAACAUUUGCAUACCUAGUUUAUAUAAUUUCUUCUUCUUUUCAGACAUUCUUUUAAAACGCACGGGGGCAUGUAUAGGCCAUCAGGAAAUGUUACAGCGCAAAGAUCAUUUAAAGGAACGCAUUCGAAUUGCAGUUAGAUUUAUAACGCAUGAGUUCAUGAGCGGAUAAAUUACGGUUUUUGUGUGUUUACAAAGAAAUGGCAAUAAUGUAUAAGAUUUUUUGUAAAUAAAAUUACAUUUUGCUAUAACUUCCUAUAUGUAUUGAUACUUUUAGAACACUGUGUAGAAUACGUGUGCAUAAUAAUAAUAAUAAUAAUACACGUUUUAGAAAUGCAUGGUAAAUUAAUCGAAAACUGCGCUAUUUUAAAAAAAACAAUACAA